Molecule: messenger RNA, 2007 nt
Organism: Colletotrichum truncatum
Lineage: Eukaryota; Fungi; Ascomycota; Sordariomycetes; Glomerellales; Glomerellaceae
Product: C6 zinc finger domain protein
Biological process (GO): positive regulation of transcription by RNA polymerase II
Cellular component (GO): nucleus
Molecular function (GO): transcription cis-regulatory region binding; DNA-binding transcription factor activity, RNA polymerase II-specific; zinc ion binding
Source: RefSeq, a predicted model, not a curated record
AUGAGCUCUUCGCCCCUCGAAGACGAAGGGAGCUCCCCGGGCAGUAGUCUUGGUACUGAUGCCGGCGAUGUUGGUGCCGUAACUAUCAGUUCUGUUGCCGCCGCAGGCGAAGCUGUGCAGCCGGAGGGAACCGAGGCCAUCCACUCGACCACGGCAUCGGCUCCGGCGUCACGUACCGGGGAGGGCCGGAGUGGGCCGCGUUCGAGGAACGGGUGCUGGACGUGCCGCACUAAGAAAGUAAAAUGCGAUGAGCAGAGGCCGAACUGCCAUCGCUGCACGCGUCUGCGACUUCUUUGCGAUUAUGCACCCCGCAUGAAGCUUACCAAACGAGGCAAGACGCGCAAGGAUCAACUCAUCUCAUCCAUUUCGUCGGCUGCUUCUGGGGAGGGGAGGACGCCCGGAUUGCCGAGCUGGACUCAGGCGGCUGCCCGUCUGGAACAAAGCAAGGCCUUGUCGUUGUUCAACCCGUCGGCUCCGGCUACGGGUGCCUGCGCCCUGGAUCUGUCGUCGGCUGACCACGAGGCAAUACGCUAUUUUCGGACUAGCUUUGCCAAGUUGAAUCAUACGAAGAACCCGGACUUUUCAUUGUAUUCCAUCAUGUUCGACAUCGCGCAGACGGAUUCCAUGGUCAUGCACGUUGUGCUCGCGCUCGGCGGACGAGAGCUUGAGUUCCGCCGCAACAAGAAUGCCGAAGAGGCCAGGGGGCCCCGAACGCCCCUGCAGCAUUACUCCUCGGCCUUGAGGAUGAUGGCUGAUACCAUUGGUGGCGAACAGAACGGCCAGCUUGAUCUUGAUUCUGUGUGCACGGCAUUGUAUCUUAUGCUUCUGUAUGAGCAGAAGUAUGGUGACGGAAAGUGUCAGGGCUUAUCCAAUCAUCUGGCCGGCGCAAGCUUGAUACUGCAGCAUCGCUUCAAAGACCUUCUCCUCCAACUCCCUGCCCCCUCUCCCGAGAACAACAGGAAAAGCUUAGCCUUGACAAGGCGGGACCAAGAUGAGAAUGGUACGCGCCUGUCGCUUUAUUCGGCGCGCAUGCUUGUCUGGAUCGCCCUGCACGAUGCAUCAGCAGCAUCAUAUGGACUCGGUGGCCAGUUGAACUGCGCCCUGCAUAAGAUCAUGGGGGUGUUGGAAGCCAAUCACGGAAAUACGAGAGUGGGCAUCGGGAGCAGUCCCUUCCAACCCUUGGACAGUUUUGAGAGGUUACAUCGCUUCUCAAAUCCGCUGUACCGGAGCAUGUGGGCGGAUACAUACCCCCAGGCUGAACUGUUGGAUGAUGUCGAGAACCGCAUCGUGUAUGCCUUUCUCGGUGCCUGCAGCCAGCUACGAUUCAUGAUUGCACAGCUCGCCAACCUCUCACACGAGGAUGAAGAGUCUCAACAACAACGGGCUACGGCGGUAGACAUUACAAUCCAGCAGGUGGGCUGGAAAUUUACCGAGUUGCUCGAGGUCGCAGCCGAGCUUUCCAUCAGUACAGACAACUCGCACCGCCUAGUUGCCAACAUCCGUGGCAUCGUCCCGCAUUACUACGCCGUGGUACUCGAGUUUCUCAGACUGACCAGGUUCAAUGACACGCCUAUGCUCUCUACUCGCCAGCGCAACGCCCUUCGCGAGAUCAUGAACUUGGCAUUCCAGGCUUUCAAGCACGAAGGCGACGAGGCAAUGACACGUAUUGCAUGGCCGCUUUUCAUGGUCGCACUCGAGACCGACGAUCUGUUGCACCGCGAGUGGGUGCUUAGUCGAUUCCAGGGCAUGAGCCGCUUCGGGAAGAAUUUCGACCGUGCUCAUACCUUUUUGAAAGAGACGGUUGAGAUGCAGAAUAUGUUGGGGGGAAGACUCGAUGUUCGCGAUAGGUUCCAGUCGGGAAAAAUGUCGGAAAAGUUGGAGAAGCCACCCAUCGAUGAUGUUGGUCAAGGAGACCAGACAUUGAAGGAUAUUGGGGAAGGCUUCAUUUCGGGCCAAGGACUCAGCCCGGAAGAAGACAAGAGACUUUUGCGCAAGAUCGACCUAUAG